Messenger RNA from Brassica napus (rape), 2816 nucleotides. RefSeq names its product protein MIZU-KUSSEI 1. The transcript has a single exon. The coding region runs from base 2010 to 2759 and encodes 249 amino acids. The record is from RefSeq and is a predicted model, not a curated record. Lineage: Eukaryota; Viridiplantae; Streptophyta; Magnoliopsida; Brassicales; Brassicaceae. Gene Ontology annotation, biological process: hydrotropism.
UACUUGUUUGUACGAUAGCGUGGUUUUUUUUUUGAAAUUACGAUAGCGUGGUUUUAGAUGACAAGAACAAACGAUAAAUUGCCACAACGAUAAUAAAAUCCAAAACAGGCUCUUGGACUGCCGAAUAAAUUUGGGACAAAUGAUAUAUUGUCUUGUCAUUUGUCACUUCUUUUGUAAUAUCCAUAUUUUUAAAAGUUUAAUGUUUUGAUCCAAAAAAAAAAGUUUAAUGCUUUCGAGUGGAAAGAACCAAAUCGCAAAACAACAAUGCAUUCUCCAACAUCCGUCGGUGUUACAAAAGAAAAAAAAGAAGAUGCAAGUGCUCGAAAAGCGAAGAUAAACUCUUGAAACAAGAGUUAAAAGUAAACAUGUCAAGUGUCAGUCGUCAGGUGACUCAUUUACCUGAUUGACGUCAGUUCGACUUCUUAAGUCCAGUGAUUAUAUGAUCAAUUCCUAUGUUUAUCUAAUCAAACAUCUCACACUGGCAUAUAUAUACCAGGGCUAAAUCUUCUGAGGUUAAUUGAGUAAUAAAUAUUUUAGUCAAUUUUAAUAUAACUUUUUUGAUAAUUUGAGUUAUAAAAAUAUGUAUACUAUUUUCUCUUUAAUUUAGAAGCAAAAGCAAAUGUUUUCUUGACUGGUUUUCACCUAUAGCAUUCCAGAGAAUUUGAUAUUCUUACUUAGACAACAUAAUUUUAAAAAAGAAUCACAUAUGGUGGUUCGUAUAUUGUCCAAAUUUGGUGGGAACCAUGUGGAAUAUAUAAGGCCAAUGAUGGGUGACGGAAUGGGUAACAAGUUUAGCCCUUAUGAUCAAUCCUUGUCGAUGGUCGAAUAGACGGGUAAUUUGGCUUUGUCGCUUAUUUAGAAGUUUAUGUUUGUCCACUUAGGGUUCGUCUCAAAAUUGAGUUAAAUUACCACACAUAGCAGGAUGACAUAUCACAAAUUUUAAUUCCCUCAUUGGUGAAUCUUAUAUCAAUUUGUAGGAGGAAUACUCCGGUAUAAGAGCUAGCAAGUCUUCAAUUUGAUAUCAAUAUAUGAAGAUGUUAUAUUGGCAAUAGUCAUGUUAUAUAGUAGGUUUUGGAAAUGGAGUUUAUAUUGGUAAUAGCCGUAUUAGUAGGUCUUGAAUAGUAACAUAAAUCAAGCGGAUAGGUAAACACACGAAAUUAAAAUAAAAGAACUCUAACAAAAGUGUCGAUCCGAUUCAUAUAUGAGAAACUUAUUGAUUGUCGUUUACUAAAUUAUUAGCAAUAUUAUUGUUUUAAGUAUGCACGAGCAUAAACAUUAGAUAGACAAAACUACAGAUUAAAACUUUCUUAAUACUUAAAUAAGGUAAAAUGACGAGUGAAAAUCCAAUGAUUGGAUACAUGAUCGUACGGAAGUUUCCUAGGCCUCCGUCUCAUUGUUUUUCUAGCCUUUAAAUGAUCCAAAUGAGUCAACAUAUUCAACCGCAUGAAUUUUAAAAUUUCAAAACUAUAUAUAACAAUAAAUUUAUUAAUCAUGCAUGAGAAGAAUAUUACUAAACAUUCAUAUAUUACGUAGCUGCAUGAAUUUAAUUUUUUAGAACUAUAUAUAACAUUAAAUUCAUUAAUCAUGUGACAAAAUAAUAGUAUUCGUAUAUUAUAUUUUGCAAAUUGAUAGAUAAUAUAUCAAGUAGAGCCAACAUUUCUGAAACUUUCCAUUACAAGUUUAUAACUAACAGUCUCAUUCUACAAUCAAACCUAUAUACUUUAAGAAAUAUUUACGUCUCUACUCUAUAAUACUUUAGUUGUUAAAGCUCAGAUAUCAGUACACACGGAUAAAACCAUAUGAUAUAAGUAAUUGUCAUUUUGACCAAAAAAAAAGUAAUUGUCAUUUAUAAUACUAUAAUAAUCUUCUAAAGUGUGAUAACGUCAAUAAUCUUAACAAAAGUACAUAUCACUUUCUUUUCACGACCAUUUCUCUAUAUAUAUACCCCCAUACCACCUAAACCAUAAGAAACAUAUAUUAUCAUCAUUUUCCCACAGCUUGAAAAAAAAAUGUCCUUCAUCACAAGCCCUCACUGCCGCCGCCUCGCGGCAACCACCACAACCGCAGGCGUAGACUGCCAUAAACAAGUCCGUUCAUGGCGGCUCCUUCGCACCAUCGUCCAACUUCUCAUCCCAUCAUGCUACUGCACACUCGUAGAUCCAAAUGAUAAUCAAGAAGACAAAUCUUAUCGCCAAAUAAAACCAAGAACCUCUUCCGCUACCACAAACUCCUCAUCUUUCACCGGAACAAUCUUUGGUUUCCGUCGUGGCAAAGUAAACUUCUGCAUCCAAGCAACAAACGACUCCAAAACCCUAAAUCCAAUAAUUGUCCUCUUAGAACUCACCGUCCCUACCGAGGUAUUAGCCCGCGAAAUGCGAGGUGGCGUGCUAAGAAUCGCUCUUGAAUCAAACGAUGAGGAUGGGUAUGAUUCACAUCAAGAUUAUUCUUCUUUUUCACUUCUUACAACACCUUUAUGGAACAUGUAUUGCAACGGUCGGAAAGUUGGGUUUGCUAUCAAACGAGAGCCUUCAAAAACCGAGCUAGACGCGUUGAAGGUACUUACUCCGGUGACUGAAGGAGCCGGAGUCGUUAACGGUGAAGAGAUCAACCGAGAGAAGAGUGAUCAUAUGAUGUACUUAAGAGCGAGUUUCAAACGAGUUUUUGGAUCCUUUGAUUCGGAAUCUUUUCAUGUCAUCGACCCAAGCGGAGUUAUCGGACAAGAACUAAGCAUCUACUUUUUCAGAUCGUCAAGAAAAUGAUCUUUGGAUCAUUGUGUUUACAGCAUGGACGUGCACUUGCAUACUAUAUUACUAUAU